GGCGGAGGCGCGGGGACGGCCCCUUGGCUGCGCGUGUGGUCGGCGCGGCCGCGUGCAGAGUCGCUCUAGGUGUAAUGUAGUGUCAGGCUGAACAAAGCCCCAAGCCUCCCUGGAUCUGUGGGCGUCUGACAGCAGCCGUGAAGUAGGCAGAAGACCACAAUGCCAGGUAGCGGUGAUCAGAAACACAGACGGUACUAUGUGGGUGUUGACGUUGGCACAGGCAGCGUUCGUGCAGCCCUGGUGGACCAGAAUGGCAUCCUUCUGGCCUUUGCAGAUCAGCCCAUCCAGAAAUGGGAACCUCAGUUCAACCACCACGAGCAGUCCUCCGAGGACAUCUGGGCAGCGUGUUGCGUGGUCACCAAGAAAGUUGUACAAGGGAUUGAUUUAUCCCAGAUCCGAGGACUUGGGUUUGAUGCCACGUGUUCUCUGGUUGUCUUGGACAAGCAGUUUCAGCCAUUAUCUGUAAACCAGGAAGGGGAUUCCCGUCGCAACAUUAUCAUGUGGAUGGACCACCGAGCAGUCAGUCAGGUGAAUAGGAUCAAUGACACCAAGCAUGGGGUUCUGCAGUACGUGGGUGGCGUGAUGUCGGUGGAGAUGCAGGCUCCCAAGCUUCUGUGGCUCAAAGAGAACUUGAGAGAGAGUUGCUGGGAUAAGGCGGGACAUUUCUUUGAUCUCCCAGACUUCUUAACGUGGAAGGCAACAGGUGUCGUGGCACGGUCUCUCUGUUCCCUGGUGUGCAAAUGGACGUACUCAGCAGAGAAGGGCUGGGAUGACAGUUUCUGGAAGAUGAUUGGGCUGGAAGACUUAGUUGCCGAUAACUACAGAAAAAUAGGAAACCAAGUGCUGACUCCAGGAACUUCUCUUGGAAAUGGGCUCACAGCAGAAGCUGCAAGAGACCUUGGCCUUCCUGCUGGCCUUGCCGUGGCAACCUCCCUGAUAGACGCGCACGCAGGAGGACUAGGAGUGAUUGGAGCAGAUGUGAGAGGGCACGGCCUCCCUGGUGAGGGCCAGCCAAUGACGUCACGGCUGGCAGUCAUCUGUGGAACAUCUUCUUGUCACAUGGGGAUCAGCAAGGACCCGAUUUUUGUGCCAGGUGUCUGGGGCCCUUAUUACUCAGCCAUGGUUCCUGGCUUCUGGCUGAGUGAAGGUGGUCAGAGUGUUACUGGAAAGUUGAUAGACCAUAUGGUGCAGGGCCAUGCUGCCUUCCCUGAAUUACAAGCCAAGGCCGCUGCCAGAUGCCAGAACGUGUAUGCGUAUUUGAACAGUCACCUGGAUCUGAUUGAGAAGGCUCAGCCUGUGGGUUUCCUCACUGUUGAUUUACAUGUUUGGCCAGAUUUCCAUGGCAACCGGUCUCCCCUAGCAGAUCUGACACUAAAGGGCAUGGUCUCUGGACUGCAGCUGUCUCAGGACCUGGACGAUCUUGCUGUUCUUUACCUGGCCACAGUUCAAGCCAUUGCCUUUGGGACCCGCCUCAUUGUGGAAGCCAUGGAGACUGCAGGACAUUCCAUCCACACUCUCUUCCUGUGUGGAGGCCUGAGCAAGAAUCCCCUCUUUGUGCAAAUGCAUGCCGACAUUACUGGCCUGCCCGUGGUCCUGUCUCAAGAGGUGGAGUCUGUUCUGGUGGGUGCUGCUAUUCUGGGUGCCUCUGCCUCGGGGGAUUUCGCUUCGGUACAGGAGGCAAUGGCAAGUAUGAGCAAAGUUGGAAAAAUUGUGUUCCCCAGACUUGAGGACAAAAGGUAUUAUGACAAGAAAUACCAAGUGUUCCUGAAGCUGGUUGAACAUCAAAGGGAAUACGCAGCCAUUAUGAAAGGAAACUGAGAAGAAAGUCACAAGUGCCAUGACACCUGUCUUGAAGGUUCUGUGUCUUUGCUUUGGAAACUUCUGUCAGUUCAUCUUAGUUUCAAGUCCCUGUAGGUUUCAUUUAACUGUGUAUCAUUCUAUAUGAACUCUUAAUAAAGCCUCAGCAUAUGCA
Sorex fumeus (smoky shrew) is the source of this 1972-nucleotide messenger RNA. It is a transcript of the gene FGGY, whose product is annotated as FGGY carbohydrate kinase domain containing. The record is from RefSeq and is a predicted model, not a curated record. Gene Ontology annotation, molecular function: kinase activity; phosphotransferase activity, alcohol group as acceptor. The transcript is spliced from 17 exons. Bases 160 to 1818 code for a protein of 552 amino acids. Gene Ontology annotation, biological process: carbohydrate metabolic process. NCBI's taxonomy places the organism in Eukaryota, Metazoa, Chordata, Mammalia, Eulipotyphla, Soricidae.